ACAUAUUGCAAUAGAUGGAUGCAAAUGGAAAACUCGGAUUUAAUGCAACCGAACUUCUGAACGCGGCUUAAAACCGUGCUUAGAUAAAUUUACGGUAAGGGCGCAAGUAGAAAUGCUUAAUUGAGUAGGUGCGGGUUUUAGACAAUUGGGUUUAUCCCCGCUAAUUUUGCAGUCAAAAUGAUGAACUGAUUAACUGAUGAGAAGAUGAGGUUAAAUUCCAUUUACGGACGGCGGAGAUACCCUGUGUUAAACUGUGAAUUGAAUAAGAAACUGUGGAUAUGUGUUAUUCUUAAUUGAAUAUAAAUACAGGUAGAUUUUUACUGAAAUAUGAGAAUGAAUAAUUUCUAACCUCAUCACAAAACAAAUCAGCUAAUCAGCUUCUAUAUACUUUGUUAAAUAACUAAAUAAACUAUUAAAAUGACUAAAACUACUAUUGCUAUCAUCGGAGUCUCAGGUUCAUUGGGUCAACCAAUCCUUGAUGUUCUUCAAUCAGACUUGUUUAAGGAUAAAGUUCAAUUCCCAAUUAAGGCAUUCUCCAGAAGAGAUAUUCCAUCAACUGAAACUGUUGAAUAUAUUAAAGCAGAUAUUACUGAAGAAAAUAUUCCUAAAAUUAUUGAAGAAUUAAAUAAAGAUGGUGGAGUUGAUACUAUUAUUGAAUUAGUAGCUUCUGAUCCAAAAUUAUUUGCUUUAGUUACUAAAAUUAUUGUUGGAGCUAAACCAAAAUUAUUUAUUCCAUCUCAAUUUGGGGUUGAAAUUGAUAAAGUUAAUACCUAUAUUCCCAACUUUUUAAGUCAUAAAACUAUUCAAUCUAAAACUACUAGAGAAGCAGGUAUAAAGACUGUUGAUAUAAUUACUGGAUUUUUCUUUGCUCCUGGUACUUAUCUUUAUGAAGCAGUUCAACAAAUUGGAAUUGAUCCAAAUACUAAAACUUUAGAAAUUUUUGGAGAUUUAUCUAAUAAGAUUUCAGUAAACUUUGUUGAUGAUAUUGCUAAAUCUGUUGUAAGUAUUGCAACUAAUUCAAAACCUAAUGAAUUACCAAAUAAAGUUAGAAUUGCUGGUGAUGUAGUAACUUUUCAACAAAUUGUUGAUACAUUUGAAAAGAAUCAUAAUACUAAAUUACAAAUUACUAAACAAGUUACAUCUCAAGAAGCUUUAAAUGAAUUUUUUGAAAAGAUUAAAAAUGGUCCUAAACAUGAAGAUAUUUUCUUUUAUUUACAUACAAUUGCUUCUCAAGGUACUGAUAAAGGUAUUCAUUAUAGUAUUAAUGAGAAUGAAAUUGUUAACCCCGGUGAAAAAUUAUGGAAAUGGGCCAAAUAUUAAAUUAAAUAAAUUAAAUAAAUUAAAUAUCUUUAAGUUAUACUUAUUCUUUUGCUUAUUCUGUCUUUUUUACUAUUAGUGAUAUUAAUACAAUAAAUUUUAUUUUCUUCCUAUUAAUCAUAUAUUCAUUUUGUAAGGAAGAGAAAAGAUGGAAUAGAAACUAUCUAUAAGACAAUAUGUUGAUUUUUCACAGUUAAUAGUAAAUUACUAUGAAAAAUUAAACUAAACGAAAGGUGAUAUGAUGAAAUAUAUACACUAGAAUAAAAGGAAUCAUAUCUAUCCAUUGAUCUUAAUUAAGAUUAUCUUUCUUUCGUAAUAAUUAUAGUCACAUCCCAAUCUAAUUUGUAAAUAAGUUUUUCUUUUUAUUUUCUUUUUUUUUUAAAAUAUAUAUAGUAAAUGAUAA
Molecule: messenger RNA, 1720 nt
Organism: Scheffersomyces amazonensis
Lineage: Eukaryota; Fungi; Ascomycota; Pichiomycetes; Serinales; Debaryomycetaceae
Product: CIP1 protein
Exons: 1
Coding region: 418-1320 (300 amino acids)
Source: RefSeq, a predicted model, not a curated record